Molecule: messenger RNA, 560 nt
Organism: Phialemonium atrogriseum
Lineage: Eukaryota; Fungi; Ascomycota; Sordariomycetes; Cephalothecales; Cephalothecaceae
Exons: 4
Coding region: 1-429 (142 amino acids)
Source: RefSeq, a predicted model, not a curated record
AUGUUUGAUUCUCUCUUUCCCGGGCAGGUAUACAGAUCCUGGCUCGGACAACCGCCGCCCGCCCCGCUCCCGUCGACAGUCACGAUCACCGGCGUCAGGUUCCCCGCCGAUGGGUCCAAGCCACACACGCUACCUCUCACAACAACAACCGAUGGGUGGCGAGACUUUGAGACCUUCCGGCUGCAAAACCAGCCGCUGAGUAGCUGUAACGGUUUAUAUGUCCUCUUCUACUCGUUUGACUCCGAGUCGUUGCCUAUCCAUAGCAACUUUCCCGAGGCCAUUUUCGAAAGGCAGCGAACCUUUGCCGGCGACACCUUCGUCGUCAAGCUUCAGGGCAAUGAGAUCGGGGAAGAUCUGGGAGAGGAUGGCUGGGCAGUCUGGGUUGACGUGCCGUCGGACAUCUUGAGCCUGCCAAUCAUGAAAAUGUGACGGUCCAUGCAUGCCAUUCCCCGCCCCCCUCUCCCUGUAAGGAGAAGGCUCUGCCGGAGGAGGCAGGGCAGUUUUGGAGGCCCAAUACUGCCCCACCAGGUUGAACUGCCCACAACAUUGACUGAUUGACU